Messenger RNA from Culex pipiens pallens (northern house mosquito), 2154 nucleotides. Its product is annotated as fibroblast growth factor receptor substrate 2. The record is from RefSeq and is a predicted model, not a curated record. Gene Ontology annotation, biological process: cell surface receptor protein tyrosine kinase signaling pathway. Lineage: Eukaryota; Metazoa; Arthropoda; Insecta; Diptera; Culicidae. Gene Ontology annotation, cellular component: cytoplasm. The coding region runs from base 364 to 2109 and encodes 581 amino acids. The transcript has 2 exons.
AAAGCGACAGAUCCAGGAGGAAGAAGAGCAAGAGCACAAAUAUUAGAAGAUUAUUGAAAAUAAAAUUUUCCAUUUCGAUUCUCCGCCGAAAAAGACGACGAAAAUACGGAUUGAAAUUCGGUGUGCUUGCCCAGCGGGACGAUUAAGUGUUUGGAAAGAACGUGUAUCUAUUGAGGGAGUGUGGAAGCGGCGACGAUGGGACGGAUUUCGAGGGUGUAGGUCGUUGGGAAAUGGUUCCGAACUUGCGACGGGGAAAAUCCCUUUCUGUUGUCAUUGCUGUUGCUGGUGCGGGUCGGAAGGCGAUGAUUUGAGACGGGAUUUUUUGGAUUUGCGGUGCGCGUAGCAGAUUCCCAUCACAAGAGAAUGGGGUGCAUCAAUUCGAAGAAGGACAUAAAUGACGUACAUCCGAAUAUUUUUCACGUCAUAAACGUCGACGAUGACGGCGAGCAGUUGUGGAGUGGCCAGUUGGAGGUGUCGCGGACCGAGUUGACCCUGUAUCGGAAGGGGAAGGACCCGACGACGUGGCCACUGAAAUGCCUUCGGAGGUAUGGGUACAACGUGGACCAAUUUAGCUUUGAGGCGGGCCGGCGGUGCACGACCGGUGAAGGAAUUUACGCGUUCAAGUGCCGCCGGGCGGAGACGUUGUUCUACACGGUCCAGUCGUACAUCCAGGGCCGGAUCUACAGCGACGAAAACACAAAUCCCAACGAUCCGUACCCGAUUCCGGUGGCGUCAGCGGGGCCGGCCGUGCGGGGUCAGAGCGUUUCGCAGAACAACACGGCGACCCGCAGCGGAACCCAGUCGAAUGGGACGGGAACCGGUAACUUUGUGAUCAACCGGGGUGGGAUAACGACCAGCCAAUCGCUCAGUCCGAACGGCACGAUCCAUUCGAACUCGAACCAAAGUCGAAGCACGGACACUCUUCCAAACGAUCCGUAUCUGGAACCUUCCGGGACCAACCGGACGGGAGGACUGCCACAAACGACCGUUUCUAGGUUUCAGCAAGGGCUACGGUUAAGUUCGGUUAGCAGUGGACCGAUAAGUCCGGACGUGACGUCCCCGGGGUCACCAAACAGCGUGACAAACAUACUGGAAGUUACGACGUUGAAUCCCUUGCCAGCAUCGUCCGGUGCGAUCAACAGCGCUCACCACGGCGUCAGUAAUCUGUACCAGGAGUUUCCCAUGAUGACGAAGGACGGGACAAUCGUGACCUCAACCGUGCACCGCAUGUCGUUGGAUAUUCCACCACUGGACGAAGCUCCGGGUGUCGAAGCCGACCCGGCGACCUCCUCAACUGCCGUCGAAGCACCCGACCUGGAUCCGUCGCGGAUGUACAUGAACGUCAACAUCGCGUACAACCCGGAAAGCGUCUCCAAAGCAAAAGUGAAACCUGCCAGUAAAAGUAACUCUAGUCUAAUCUCCAUCAACAACAACGGCGGAUCGUUCGACGAGAACCAGUACCAGAACGUCAAAACGCCAACCUCGGUCGUGCCGACCAUGCUGGCGCACCUCCGCAUGAACUCGACCUACUCGAUCGACCCGACGCGCUGCUACGAAAACCUCGAACCGGGCGAAAUCAAAUCCGCCGUCAUCCCACGCGGCCGGUACUCCAAGCCGGACAUUUUCGCCAACGUGGACCUCCCGCUGGACAGUUCCGAACCGUGCACGCCGACCGGCACCGACCGCAAGGUCAACUACAUCGAGCUGUGCCUGGACGCGUCCAACUCGUCGCACAACAUCAACGCCGCGGCCGUGGUCACGUCCCCGACCGGAAGUGCUCCCACCGCGGCCAACAACAAUAUCGCAAACGGGGACCCAACCAACCCAUCGGAAGCGACCGUCAACCCCACAGCCGGUGCCGCAACCGCCGCCACCACCACCACCCCCGUCUCGUCGCAGCCGCCGCCCCUGACCGGGGCCCUGUUGCCCCCGGAGAGUCCCAAAAAGGCCUCGCUCGGGUACGCGACGAUCGACUUUACCAAAACGAACGCGCUCAGCAACUCGACCACGCCCUCGUCCGAGCUGGACAGCGAGGGCUCGCGCAAGACGCGCCACAACUCGACCGUCGCUACGCCACUGGCCCGCCAGAGCAACUCGGUUAGCGAUUAGGGGCGGCGGGGAGAAGGGGGAGGAGGAGGACAGGUAAUUUAUGGA